AUGGGUAACACCUCGGCGUCCCAGAAGGACAGCUCUGCGAACGCGCCGCGGGCGGCGAAAGACCUCGACGACCUACUCCCUGCCUUGCGCGAGAGGUUCGAGGAACUCGCGGGGCUCCCGGCAUCGGAAGCACCACUACCACCACCACGAGGUGCGGCAGUGGCGACAACAGCCUCGGAGGGCCACGUCCGGCAAAAGCAGCAGCAGCAGCAGCAGCAGGAGAAGGAAGAGGAGGAGUGCUUCGUCUUUUUCGACGACUGGUGGUAUUUGCCGGGGCCGAGGGGUGCGGAGGUGGCGAAGAGGCUGUACGGCGUGCUGGACGCCAACGGGGACGGCAGGUUAAGCUUCGAGGAGUUCGCCGGCGCGGCAUGUCUUCUCAAGGGCUCUCCACACCAGACCAAGCUCGAACGAUGUACGGAGACGCUAGCAGAGGCGGGCUCGUCGGUAGGGAAGGGCUGA
Molecule: messenger RNA, 459 nt
Organism: Ectocarpus siliculosus
Lineage: Eukaryota; Phaeophyceae; Ectocarpales; Ectocarpaceae
Source: the annotation of a GenBank genome assembly